Spodoptera exigua (beet armyworm) is the source of this 3178-nucleotide messenger RNA. NCBI's taxonomy places the organism in Eukaryota, Metazoa, Arthropoda, Insecta, Lepidoptera, Noctuidae. The record is from the annotation of a GenBank genome assembly.
UAACCUCAAAAAAGUAUCACGCUCGCGUGAGUAGUAGUUCGCGAAACAAAAAUAAUAUAACUAAUCGAUUUUAUUACUAGUAAAUUGCAUUUAAAUCACCGAAAAUGGCGGAACAAGUAAAUCAACGUAUCGAGGAUAUGAUCAAUGAGUUGGAGCAGAUGAGAAGAACACAAAUGUAUGAUGAUGAAGAAAUAAAGGAAAUAUCUCGAAAAAGAAAAGAAUUUGAAUACCAUAUACAGAGAAGAGUGAAACAGAAAGAAGAUUUCGUUCAAUACAUAGCUUACGAACUGGCUUUGCUUGAGGACAUCUCUUUGAGAAGGCAACAGGCAAAAUUAAGUGAAAAGAAGAAAGACAUUGAGUAUGCAAUCGCUAAACGUGUGAACAAAGUAUUUAAACAGUUCAUAUACAGAUUUCAAGAUGAUUUAGAAAUAUAUUUUGAGUAUAUCAAGUUUUGCCAGAGUGUAGGAUUUGAUGAUGCUAUUUCUGGUAUUAUUGGACAGAUGUUACAGAUUCAUGGUGACAAACCAAAAAUCUGGCAGUUGGCAAGUAAAUGGGAGAGUAAAGAACAGAAUAACUUGGACAAUGCUAGGAACUUCUUAUUGAAGGGAGUUCAUAGACAUCCUGAAUCUGAAAUCUUGUACCUUGAGUUGUUUGAUAUUGAACUUAUUGAUUUGACAUUUAAAGCUGGUGAUGAAGAAGACAGGGAAAAGCAAGUAAAAAGAGCAGACAUUGUUUGGAAAAAUGGUGCUAAAAAUAUUAAAAGUCCCAAAUUCCUUUUUAAUGUUUUUGAUCUAUGUAGAAAGUAUGAAAUCAAGGAAUCAUUUGUUGAUGACAUAAAAAAAGAGAUAUGGCUCAGAAAUGACAGCAAAGAUGUUUGGUCUUACAUUGCUGCUAAGGAAUUAGAAGGUUGUCACUGGGAAGAAAUUGAAGAAUUUGUGGAUGAAGAAAAUAAUUUUUCUAAUGAAGUAAAUAAUUAUAUAGGAGUUUAUGAAGAGGCUUUACAAAAGUUCCCAGAUGAAACAUUAUGUACAAAAUACAUCCAUGACUUGCUUGGCGCAAAUGAAACUGUAUGCAGUGACCAACAGAAAAUUAGUGCCGUCAAACACGCCUGGAAGUAUGGCUAUGAAAAUGGACUUCUUACAAAUGACAUGUUUGCUUUUGGACUGGAAAUUUUGAAAUUGGAAAACGAAACAUCUGAUGAGGAGUUGAUGGAAAUACUGGACUCUGCUAUCAAAAUGAAUCCUAAACUAAGGUGUGUUUGGGAAGAAAAGAUCCUAUUAUGUAAAUCAGAUGAGAAGAAAAUGUUGUCUGUACUACAAGCUGUAAAAGGAUUGAAAUCAGAUGAUUUAUUGCAUAUUUAUAAUCUAGUUUUGGAUAAUGUAGAGACAGAUGUUGCACUAAAGAAUCUGUACAAAAAGUUCCAGAGCUGUGAGAAUGCUGUAUUGUUAGCAAUCAAACCUAAACUCUUGCAGAAAAUGUAUGAAAAGAAUGGAUUAAAAGCUGCAAGAGAUUUGUAUGAAGAUCUUAUUAGGACUCCACCCACUCAGAUUGAGGUGCACACAAAUAUGAUAGAGAUUGAGAUGCUUCAGGAGAAACCCAACCCUAAAUAUAUAAGAAAGUGUUAUGAAUGUGCUGUGCAACAUCACGGCACUGACAAUGUAGAUCUCUGGGUCAAGUACAUGGAGUUUGAAACAGAUCACAAUGCACAAGCCACUCCUGCCAUCUACAGAAGAGCAGUGGGCACAUUGAAAAAGGAACAUGUUGACCAAUUUAUAAGAGCACAGACAUUAGCUAAAAUAAAAUAAAUUUUGUAUUCUGAACCAGGAGUUUUAUUACGAUAAGUUAUCUAAACAGAUACAUUCAAAGAAAACUGAUAUCAUACGCAUGUUUUAUCUUAACCUUGAAAAAUUCAAAAUAUUGCAAGUAAUGUCAUAAAUAAUUUUAGUAAUAUAUGAAAUUGUUAUAAAAUAACAAAGCAACUGACAAAUAAAAUAUAUUUAUUUAAUAAUAACCACACCUGACUCAACAAUCUAGCAAAACGAAUAUCCGCAUGGUACACCAUUUAUACUAAAUUAUUUACAUAGUUUCAUUGUACAUAUCCUUUACUCUCUACUACAAGGUUGAGACUACUUUGGUGAUCAUGGAAUAACACUUAGCUAAUAAAAAUAAAUGCAAAUACAUUUAGGAUAGAGUGACUACUGCAUGGCUGCGAUAGGGGCAAUGUAGUACCUAAAGAUUAGGGACGAUCCACGCUUGUGCUGCUUGUUUCUCAGCAAGUCCCUCCAGCAGGCUUGCCAAGAUGGGUACUUGGGCAUAUUGGGAGGGUUGCCAGCUGACAGGCUGCAGCCAGCCACAGCCAUGCAGGUGGACACCACAACCAGUGGGUAAGUGAUAGUACUAGUCACAAAGGUUAACAGGGGUACUGUGUAGUAUCGCAGAUCUUUAGUUUUGACGAGGUAUUUGUUCACAUAGUAAGCCAAAACUCCUGUCACUGCAACACAAGUUAAAUCACCAAGAAGCUUAGGUAUGAUUCCGUGGAAGAACCCACGGAUGCCAUCAUCUCUGUAAAUAGACGCAAUUGCACCUAUCAAAGAGCUAUAAUCUUCCUCUUUGCCAAUAAAUGAGGCCAUCAUCCUUACAGACACAACAUGGAAUGGAUAAGACACAAUGACAGAAGCUGUGUGCAUUAUCAUGUCUCGGCGGCCCAGCUUGAUGUAAUCUUCAACCUUGGGCUCCUCAUCAGUGACAAUAUUUGGAGGGUCAUUGAUUUCUGGCAAAUCAAUACCCAUCGCAAAGAUUACCUUAGAUGUCAGUUGACUGGACGCAAUCAGCCCGAGUACUCUCGCAGAUAGGCCUCUGUAGCAGCCGAAAAAUCCAUCUGAUGUUUUGAUAAACUUGAUGUAUUGGAAAACGUUAGGUAAUAUCAUGGCAGGGCGUCCAAACAGUGUCGUAGACCGGCGCGGCGGUAAGGGCUCGUACCCCAGUUGUAUGAGCACUUUCGCAUAUUCCAUAGGAUGGCAUAUUGUAGUUACGAGUAGCUGUGAUGGCAAUGCCGCUAUUUUCUCUUUUUCAAUUUCGUCCAUGUCAAUAUCGAGCUCUUCUGAAAUCAAAAAUGACUGGCCAAAGACAUUAGGUAAACGUCAAAUUUUUUUUGGGUUGCCAUAUAACCAACGAUAUG